AUAAGGUGUUAAUUCGCUUUGACGCCGGACAGAAAAGAGAGUAAAGAUGACGAAGGCGUUGUUUGCAAGGCCAAACGUGGCGGCGCUGUGUAUCCGGCGAUUGAGCAGCUCCGUUCAGCCACGUGUACCUUCAUUACUCAAAUGCGUUUCUAUUUCUGCUCGUUCCUACAGGCCAAUGAAGCUCGUUCCCCAAAUAGGUUCAAAGAUUGAGCUUUUCGCUGGUCGUCGGACUUUCUCUACUCGUGCGACUAGCGAUACUGGCUCAAUUGAUUCUCCUCUUAUGGAGUCUAUGCAGAAAAAGAUCAAGGAGCAGUUGAAUGCGGACACAGUUGUAGUUAAAGAUGCUUAUGGUGAUGGUCGGCAUGUCAGCAUUGAUGUAGUCUCUUCAGCUUUUGAGGGACAAUCUGCUGUGAAUAGGCAGAGGAUGGUCUACAAAGCCAUAUGGGAAGAACUUCAGAACACUGUGCAUGCAGUUGACCAGAUGACUACCAAAACACCGACUGAAGCAGGGAAGUGAUCACAGCACAACCAAAGAGUAUCAAAACACCACCACUGCUAUAUUUUUAAGUCACAACUUUUCAAUUGAUAUCAGAUACAUUACUAUGAACAAAGAGAACUUCGAGUGAUGUCAACUCUAAAGUAGUACUGUAUUGCUUUACAUUGGUUUGUAACAGCAGUUUGUUCAUUUUCAGAAUCUAGUUCUUACGUACUAGCAGUUGAAGAACAAUAGUUGAACAUUCCCAUCUGAAGGAAGAAAAUUUAAGGUCUUUGCGUGAUGUCUGAAAUUUUGAUGAAAAAUAAGAAGCGUGGAAGAAAUUGGAUUUAGCUGUUGGCUGAUUAUUUUCAGAAA
Messenger RNA from Nicotiana tabacum (common tobacco), 850 nucleotides. Its product is annotated as protein BOLA4, chloroplastic/mitochondrial-like. Lineage: Eukaryota; Viridiplantae; Streptophyta; Magnoliopsida; Solanales; Solanaceae. The record is from RefSeq and is a predicted model, not a curated record. Gene Ontology annotation, cellular component: chloroplast. Gene Ontology annotation, biological process: iron-sulfur cluster assembly.